AUGUCUGAGGUGGACCUGGUAGUCGUCGGGGCAGGUUCUUCAGGCUUGAUCGCUACGUACACCUGGCUAAAGUUCAGCCCGGACUCGAAUGUGAUUAUUUUCGAAAGCGACACCGAGCUCGGCGGAGCAUGGAGUCGCAACCGUGUCUAUCCCACCCUGACAACACAAACGCCAGUGGGCAUGCUAGAAUACUCGUGCUUCCCCAUGGAGCAGCCGGAGAAGACCUUCUACGGGCUGUUCUCUGGAGAGCACAGUUGCGAAUAUCUCGAGGCGUUUGCUUUGAGCAUGAAGUUCUCGGGAAAGAGCUUGAAAGAGCGAGUGAGGUUCUCAUCUUUGGUGACGAAGGCUCAAAGACGAGAGGGGAUGUGGGAGGUUCAUACCGUCGAUGGACUGCAGGCUCGAUGCCGGAAACUAAUUGUGGCGACCGGAGCGACAUCCAUCCCUCAUUUACCUGAGCUUCUGAACCAGCCUCAGCCUGUUCCCGUUGUUCAUUCCAGAGACUUGGCCAGAAAUGCAGAAUUUCUGAGCUCUGACGAGGUCCAGCAUGUGGUUGUCAUCGGUGGAUCAAAGUCAUCGUUCGACGCGGUAUAUAUGCUGAUUCAAGCCGGCAAGUCAGUCUCAUGGAUCAUCCGCCCUGGUGGACAUGGGCCCGGGCUUCUCGCAGCGCCAGAAGGUGCAGGACCGUUUCGAAACUCAAAUGAGAUCCUGUCACUUCGACUAAUCUCCAAGACGAGCCCCUGCGUCUUUGAACCUGGUGACCGGUGGGUGCGGUUCUUCCACCGAUGGCGAUUGGGUCGGUGGAUUUCAAACGCUAUUUGGAGUCACGUCGAUUCUCAGUGGAAAGGUCCUGCCAAGUAUGAUCGCAGCCAGAACAUGUCCAAGUUAAAACCAGAUCGAUCGGCAUUCUGGGGUUCAGAUAAUGUUGGAGUGCGAAAUACAGUUGACCUCUGGGAUACGGUUGCAAAGGCAAAAAUUUACCGCGACGAGGUCGUUCGAAUCAAUGAGAAGUCUGCAGUCCUGUCAUCCGGUGAAAUGCUGGACUGCGAUGCGGUGGUUGCGUGUACAGGAUGGGAUCUGUCGUAUCCAAUGUUCUCGAAAGAGGAUGCCCUUGCACUUGGCCUACCGAUGUCGGUCAGAGAUGUGCCACCCGAGAACGUGGAAAAGUGGAAUAGCUUGGCGGCCGAAUCACCUGUACCGGUCCAUUGCUCCCAGAUACAAAGUCUCCGGGCGGUUGCUUACCUGACGAAUGAACUGAAGCUUCCGCCCGUAGAGAGGAGGCGAGAAGAAGUUGCUUCGAGGAUCGCUUGGCGACGUCGUCGAUAUCUCUCGGAUGGGCAUGUCAUUAUAUUUGACCAAAUUCCUUACCAGUCCAUGCUAGUCCGGGAUCUGGGUCUGAAAGACUCGCGAAAGGGUGGAGGUUGGAGGGAAAUAUUGCGACCAUACUAUCCCAAGGACUACUCCGGUCUGAUGGAGGAGUAUCUGAUGUCCCGUUCCGUGAAAAGGUGA
Molecule: messenger RNA, 1506 nt
Organism: Rhinocladiella mackenziei CBS 650.93
Lineage: Eukaryota; Fungi; Ascomycota; Eurotiomycetes; Chaetothyriales; Herpotrichiellaceae
Exons: 3
Coding region: 1-1506 (501 amino acids)
Source: RefSeq, a predicted model, not a curated record